UCGAUUGUAAUCCGUGGCUCAAGAGUGAGGAUAGGGUCUGAUACCGGCCGCGACGGGCCAUCCGAGGAGCUUGAGAUCAUCCGACGUGCACGCCGAUACGUCACCUCCGCACCGAGAGAAUCCCACUCCGGCUCCCCAAUUCGCAAUCCCUCUACAUGCGUCACCCGGUGCAAAUUGGACAUGACAGUGGGGAACAUGUACAUCUUCUUGAAGUCCCGGACAAGGUCAGUCUCCUCAUUCUACCUAUUUUUCAGGCCAGCUACGAGCCCAGUGAAUAAGUCUAGAGGUAAGCAUCGCCCGUCACACAGAGCCAAGACCUUGUUAGGGUUAGACCCGGAGACCAGCAGACCGGCCAAGCACUCAACCAACAACGCGAUCAACAAUCAAAAGCCAGCCUUUGCUUUUUCGAAUACAUGGAAGCACCAUGGCCUCGGGCGAGACAACCUCAACACCAAAACAAAUCUCGAGAGCCCGACAGAGGAACCCGGGUACAUAUACUACGCUGCUACGGCACAUAGCAUCAUUGGCAGGUACCAGAGCUACUUUCACGGUAUUCACGAUUACGCUUUGGGCAAAGUCAGGGCUUGCAAGAUCUGCCCGGGGACGGAUGCUACCUACCUAUCCGCAUCACAACGUCGUUCGACCCUUUGGACUGGACGGCAGAUGGUCAAUGCGACAAAGCUGCGAUGCCGUGCUUGCCAGCUCUGGUUCCUCGACGGGGUGUCCUUGCGGGAUGUCAGCCUGGCAAACUCGAGGCUUGAGCUAGUUCGGCAGCCAUCAAUUGUACACUACGCUACCCAGCCCGGCCUUGAUAUUAUCGAACCAGAUGAACUCGAGCCAAUGGCCUCGCUUGCUUUUUCAGCAUGA
Molecule: messenger RNA, 867 nt
Organism: Neurospora hispaniola
Lineage: Eukaryota; Fungi; Ascomycota; Sordariomycetes; Sordariales; Sordariaceae
Exons: 9
Source: RefSeq, a predicted model, not a curated record